GCACACACACACAUACACACACUUUCCCUUAGCUGUGCUUUUGUGUUUUGUCAGAAUUAAUGAGAAAAGUUCCCUUGCCCUAGGGGUAAUUAGUGUCCUUGGAGUUAAAUAAGCUAAUACUUAGACACCUCUGGCACAAGCAAUUAUGUUUGUGUAUUGAAUAAUUGAUUCAAAGAGGGGGGAAGGGCUGCUAAUCAGAUCUGAGCAUAAUGAAUUGAUUUAAUUAACAGGGGAAUCCGAGGGUCUCUGGAAACUGCGCGCAUUUAUUCAGUAGCAGCAGAGGCGAGCGCGGCACAUAAACUGGGAGAGAGGCGGCGCGAGUUUGCUUUUAGCAGUUGUCAGAUUUGCAAUUGGAUUUGUUUGAAUAUAGUUGCCGUUUCGGAGCAAAUGAGAACGGGAAAGAGAGAAUAUUAAGAAGCGAGGAGAGCUCAGCCGUUCAGUCUGAGCGUCUGAUCCGACCGUGUGUGCACAGUUACAGAUAGGCGACACUAGAUUUGUAUCGCUUUUCAUUGUUUUUGCCCCCCUCCUCCUCUUUUUUUUCUUUUUUUAUUCUAUUCGCAUGGAAUUUAUCAAGAGCAACCGACGCUGUUUGAUCGCUAUUUGUUUGCGCUGCACUUCAGUCCGGAUAGGGGUUUCUCGUCGUGUUUAUCGCCGUAUUCCGUGUGUGAAUUAUUAUUGAUAGGAGGGAGAAAACGCGCAGACGGCAAUUCAUCUUUCCAGGGUUUCGGUUUAUCGAGGCGUAGUCUAGUCAACCGCGCGUUUCAAAGCCAUUUCCAGGAGAAGCUGUGAGCACACCGAGCGGUGCAGCCUGCUGGAGCCGAGGACGGAUCGCCCGAGGAAGGACUCCUCGUUCCUCAGGACGAUGGUGUUGGACAAGGAAGAGGGUGUGCCGAUGCUCUCCGUCCAGCCCAAAGGGAAACAGAAGGGGUGUGCUGGCUGCAAUCGCAAGAUUAAAGACCGCUACCUGCUCAAGGCCCUGGACAAAUACUGGCAUGAGGACUGUCUCAAAUGUGCCUGCUGCGACUGCCGCCUGGGGGAGGUGGGCUCCACCCUCUAUACGAAAGCCAACCUCAUCCUCUGUCGCAGGGACUACCUGAGGCUCUUUGGUACAACGGGGAACUGUGCAGCCUGCAGUAAACUGAUCCCAGCCUUUGAAAUGGUGAUGAGAGCCAGAGAUAAUGUUUACCAUUUGGACUGUUUUGCCUGUCAGCUUUGUAACCAGAGGUUUUGCGUCGGGGACAAGUUUUUCCUAAAAAACAACAUGAUUUUGUGUCAAAUGGACUAUGAGGAAGGUCAGCUGAAUGGGAGCUUUGAGACACAGGUCCAAUAGUUGGACCCCGACGGCAGCAACAACCGGCUCCACACGUUACACACGAGAUGGAUGUUCCGCUGCACUUGGAAAAAAGACAAGCGUCUGUCUGCUUGCCUGCAAUACUUUUUAAGACCCCUUUAUCAGUCCCUAAGGACUCUAUUGUAAAUGUUAAACUUUUUGCCCCUCCCACACCCCCCCCUCAACACUGAGCAGUUACAAAUUUUGAUGUACAGUUGUGCCUGCUUAGCUGAGCACUGUAUUGCUUGUAUGUUUUGUGAAAUUUGUUUCAGGUUUGUUUUCUUUUUCUUUAAGAAAUGGUUCACUGGAGGGUAUGUACAGUCUGUUUUCUCUGUAUAUAUAAACUGGAACAUUUAUUUUAUGAAAUGUAAUGCAAUUUUAUUACUAGUGUGAAUUAAAGAUUCUUAAAUGUUCAUAGUGAGUUUUUUUUUUCUCUUACCAAAAACCAAAGUUGUUGUUGGAAGGAGUUGGCCCACGUGUUGAUAUGUAAUCAUGUAUCAGAAAACUGCAAUGCUGUAAAGAGCCCUGCAGGCGAGAAAAAAAAAAAAUAUUUGAAGUCCUCUUUAAAACAUGAUGCAACGAAACAAGUUUUAUUACAUUUUGCAGAGUUCUGAUGGAAUUAGAAAUGCUGUUUAAAAUGAACUAAAUAAGAUUUUAUUUGGAAUAAAAGAAUGCUUC
Molecule: messenger RNA, 2008 nt
Organism: Oreochromis niloticus (Nile tilapia)
Lineage: Eukaryota; Metazoa; Chordata; Actinopteri; Cichliformes; Cichlidae
Gene: lmo1
Product: LIM domain only 1
Exons: 4
Coding region: 863-1330 (155 amino acids)
Biological process (GO): positive regulation of transcription by RNA polymerase II
Cellular component (GO): nucleus
Molecular function (GO): DNA-binding transcription factor binding; transcription coactivator activity
Source: RefSeq, a predicted model, not a curated record